This is a messenger RNA of Salvia miltiorrhiza (redroot sage), 1756 nucleotides long. RefSeq lists its product as uncharacterized. The record is from RefSeq and is a predicted model, not a curated record. NCBI's taxonomy places the organism in Eukaryota, Viridiplantae, Streptophyta, Magnoliopsida, Lamiales, Lamiaceae. The transcript is spliced from 4 exons. Bases 170 to 781 code for a protein of 203 amino acids.
CUUUUUCUAUUGAUGCAAAGCCUGCUUUUUUCUAACACGAAUCUUUGAUCAUUCAAAUGUAUGAUAUUUUAUUCUCUCCAAUUCAAAUCACCAAAAUAGCUCCGCAUCGGUAAGAAAUUCAAUCCACAAAAAUUGUAGAAAAAGAAAAAAGGAGUCGGAGAAUUCUUUCAUGGCUGAUUCCAAAUCGUAUCCUUCAAACUCUUCAUCACCAUCAGGGAAACAUGUAAAAGCUCCGAAUGUGUUUGAGAGGGCAAAGGAAGAGUUUGAGGCAGUUGUACACAAUGGGAAACACAGACAUGAGCAUCACAAGGAGACUCAUGGAUUGCGAGAUGAUAUUGAUUCCAACACUCCAAUCAGUGAUGUGAAGGCUCCCAAUGUGUUUGAGAGAGCCAAGGAGGAAUUUGAGGCCAUUGUGGAGGCUAUUCAUCCCAAAAAAGAAUCGAAGAGCCAUGAUUCGCACGGCUAUGGAGAGACGAGGAAUCCUGCUGCAAAGAGUCAUGUAAAAUCAGAGACGGAGUUGCAUUCAGAUCAUCAAGAAUCUCAAUAUUAUCAAAUUUCUCAGUAUUCUCCGAAUUCCAACCAAAUUCCUAUCUCUGAACAACUCCAACCAUCACAAAAUAUUUCCCACAAUUGGUUCUGUGAUGUUCAACAGACAGAGACAAAUCGAAAGGGAAAUGCGUGGUGUGAAAAAGAAGAUGUAUCCCUAAUGUUAUCUUGGUGUUCCGUUAGUGAAGAUAAGGUACAUGUCAAAAAUCAAAAGGGUGCAUCUGUGUGGGCAUGAGUGAGUAAUCUUUAUCAAGAAGCUCGAGCAAGUAAUCCAGAAGAGCUCAGGGAAAGAAACAUUGAUAUGAUAAAAGGUCGUUGGAAACGACUCAACGAAAAUGGAAACAAGUGGAUUGUUGCUUACAAAGAAGCAUAUAGUCGGAAAAUGAGUGGAAGAAGCUUGUGGGAUGUUGAGAAAGAAGCUCAUGCAAUUUAUGAAGCAGGUGGCAGUAAGUUUCAGGAUUUGGUUGUAUUUAAUGAGGUUAUGAGUAAACAUCCCAAGUGGUAUUUAACAUUGCAAGAUUCAACACGACUACGUCCUGAAAAUGAAGAGGAUAAUGAAGAAAGUGGUGGCAGCUCCAAAAGAUCAAGGACUUUUGAAGAUGGGGAUUAUUCUAUGCCUUCCAACUUAGAAACUCCUACUACUGGUUGUUCAACUAUUCCCCAUCCUACAGUUAAAGAUAAGACUUUCGAAGGUGGGGAUUUUUCUAUGCCUUCCAACUCAGAAACUCCAACUACCGGUUGUUCAACUAUUCCCUCUCCCAUUCCCCAUCCUAAAGUUGAAGAUAAGGUGAAAAAUAAAGGAAAAUGUAAGGCAUUAGAAUCUUUAUCUACUAAUGAAGUUGGUGCGGAAAUUCGUGCGUUGAGACUCACUAUAGGCAAGGAAGUUGAAGAAAUGAGCAAAUUGAAUAGUGCUAGAAUCGACUUGGAGCUCAAAAAAGAACAAAGAAAGGCUAUGAAGAUGAAUGUAGUUUUGUUGAACACAUUGUUGGCAAAAGAUCAUCUAUCUCCAAAAGAUGAAGAGAUAAAACAUCGUCUAAUGGAAAUUGUUUUUAGACAAUGAAUGUAGUUUAUUUUCAUGUAAUUUUAGUUUGUGUCACUUUAGUCAUCUAAUCAUGUAAUUUCAAUUAUAUAAUUGAGUUGAUGUCGUGUAUGUGGAAGACAUAAAUGAUUUUUUUACUAAAAGGUUCAGUUGGGUUGGAUUGUUGAUAAA